AUGGAUCCCUACGACGUUGAAGGCGGCGCAAUCAACGUGCGCUUCCUCCAGGCCGACCAAACACGCGCCUACUUCAUUAUCCAGAAUUUCAACCUCGAAACGGCGAACUCGCUGCGGCGCGUUAUGCUUGCAGAGAUUCCGACCCUAGCUAUCGACGUCGUAGAAGUCAUCGACAAUACCUCCGUACUCGCCGACGAAUUUGUGUGCCAUCGGCUGGGCUUGAUUCCGCUAAACUCGAAGGGCGUGGACGACUUGCUUUAUUCGAGGGACUGUGACUGCGAAGGGUACUGCGACAACUGUUCGGUCACGCUUACGCUGAAUGCGAAGUGCACGUCGAAUGAGAUUAUGAGGGUGUAUGCGCGCGAUCUACUCAUCACGUCAAAUCCGCCCAACGUCAAGGUUGGACAGCCGGUCAUUACAGAUCCAGAGGGGCAGGGCAGUUGUAUCGUCAAGCUGAGGAAGGGUCAGGCUAUCCACAUGCGCUGUAUCGCAAAGAAGGGUAUUGCGAAGGAGCACGCGAAGUGGGCACCUAGUGCGGCGAUAGGUUUUGAAUACGACCCUGCGAACAAGCUGCGGCAUCUGGACCUCUGGUAUGAGGAGGACCCCAAGAAGGAGUGGCCUGAAGACCACGAGCGUAUAAACCUCGACGGCGGCCCUCCAGCGGAAGACGAGCCCUUCGACUACGAGGCCGUCCCCACCCGCUUCUUCUUCGACGUAGAAACCGUCGGCGGGCUAGAACCCGAUCAGAUCGUCCAACGUGGUAUUAAGACUCUCCAGCACAAACUUGCAUCCGUGAUCCACGAGCUCACCGGCGGAGAGGGCGCGGACGGAGACUUCGGCGGUGCACAGAGCCCAACCCUGAAUGGAGCUGGCUACGGAACUAACGACGCCGGAUACACGACGCCGGGCUACGGAGGCGGUGCGAGCGUCUGGGGCAGCGGCAAUACUGGCGGUGCUGGCGGCACGACGCCGUAUGGUGCUACGCCUUAUGGUGGCCAGUCAUGGUAG
Trematosphaeria pertusa is the source of this 1008-nucleotide messenger RNA. RefSeq names its product insert subdomain of RNA polymerase alpha subunit. The transcript is spliced from 3 exons. Bases 1 to 1008 code for a protein of 335 amino acids. Gene Ontology annotation, biological process: DNA-templated transcription. The record is from RefSeq and is a predicted model, not a curated record. Gene Ontology annotation, molecular function: protein dimerization activity; DNA-directed RNA polymerase activity. Gene Ontology annotation, cellular component: RNA polymerase II, core complex. Lineage: Eukaryota; Fungi; Ascomycota; Dothideomycetes; Pleosporales; Trematosphaeriaceae.